This is a messenger RNA of Manacus vitellinus (golden-collared manakin), 1165 nucleotides long. RefSeq names its product CD8b molecule (gene CD8B). Bases 139 to 1062 code for a protein of 307 amino acids. Gene Ontology annotation, cellular component: cell surface. Gene Ontology annotation, biological process: regulation of immune response. The transcript is spliced from 6 exons. Gene Ontology annotation, molecular function: MHC class I protein binding; coreceptor activity. Lineage: Eukaryota; Metazoa; Chordata; Aves; Passeriformes; Pipridae. The record is from RefSeq and is a predicted model, not a curated record.
GGUGGCUGCGGCCGAGCCGGCAGCUGCCGCGACCCAGCAGCUCCCGGGAAGGGGACGGGGAAGGGAUGCGGGAGCGGGAGAAGCAAAGCAGAGACAGAGUAAGACCCCAGUAAUAAGAUCUCACCAAUCCUUGGCUGAAUGUCCUGGCAGUCCCGGGAAGCUGAAGAGGGUCGCUGCAGAGUUCCAGCAGAUUUGGCACCUUUAAGGGGAUUUGAGGGUAACCUGUGCAGUGCUGGACGUGGGGCUCAGCGUGGAAGAAGCUGCUGUGCUGAGGCUCCAGGUGCUGCCUUGGCAGAUGCUCUUUGGCAGCCGUUGGUGAGACAUCUGUGCCGGGACGGGGAAGAACUUCCUGAGGUGAAGCCAUCCCUUCCAGCAGGAGGUGACCGUGGGUGGAGAAGGGGACCUGGCACAAACCCCUCCGUCACUGACUCCACCACCAUGGCCCGGCCGUGGCUCCAUCUCUGCAUCUGCCUCCAGAUCCCAGGCUUCUGUAGAAACCUACUCUUAUCCCAAACUCCAGAGCAUAUUUUAGCCCAAACUAACAAUAAAACAGAAAUCCUCUGUGAGCUGAAGAAGGAGCACACCGGGCUGUACUGGUACCGCUGGAGCCAGGAGAGGCAAAUCUUUGAGUUCCUGGUAUUUUCCAACUUAUUGGGCAAAACCACAUAUGGUGCAAACAUCAGCCAGAACAAGUUUAGUGUCCAUAGGGCGAGUGUCCACAACUCCUACAGCCUGCACAUCAGCCACCUCCAUGCCUUGGACAAUGGCAUCUAUUACUGCUCCGUCUCCCAGUCCUCCCAGCUCUUCCUGGGCAGUGGGACACAGCUCAGUGUGGUUGAUGUUUUGCCUCUGCCUUCAAAGACCACUCAGGCACCAGUCUCCAAAAAGCCCGUACGGUGCAUAACCACAUGCAAAGCUGCCAGCAAGAAAGGUCCCUGCAGCCCCCUGAUCUGGAUCCCUCUGGCCGCUGGUGCCCUGCUCCUCCUCCUGACCCUGAUCUCCAUCGCCCACCGUCUCCACCGUCUGCGACGAAGGCUGUGGCUUCGCAUCCACCGGCAGUAAAUCCCACCGGCUCCCCCUGCCUUGGAUGGGCAGGGAGAAGCUACAGACCCUCCCCUGCACGAUGCUGAGCACUGCCUGGACAUGACCCAGAAAGAACAUUACA